AUGCGUUCAUACCUGAUUUUCUGUCUAGCUCUCACCUUAUUCGCUGUCAAUACUUCCAGUGCUGCUACAAAGGAUGAUGAGUUAGCGGAAUCUGUCGAGGAUGUGGCUAAAGCACUUAUCAAUCUCGGCUUAGAUUAUGUGAUCCGAUUAGAUGAAUGGCUUGAUAAAAAUGUUGGCAAGAAAGAGCUGAAAGAGAUUAAACAGAAUUUAGUGAAAUUCAGUCAACUUGCUGUGAAUUUCAUUGAUACAACAUUUGCGAGUAUAUUAACGGAAGACGAUGAAGAAAAGGAGGGAGAGAAGACAAAACAUUCGGAAUUAUAA
This is a messenger RNA of Trichobilharzia szidati, 321 nucleotides long. Lineage: Eukaryota; Metazoa; Platyhelminthes; Trematoda; Strigeidida; Schistosomatidae. The record is from the annotation of a GenBank genome assembly.